CUCUUGAUCGCAUCAGGUGCCCAGUGCCUUCAGGUCGGCUUUCCGCCUCACUUCCAGUGCAUCACAUGCCGGAAGGGUCACGAGGUCAAUGGCACUAGCUGCAGCGAUGUGGACGAGUGCCGGCUAUACAUGCCCUGCGAUGAUCUCACGACCUGCACAAAUCUCAAUCCGGGCUUCCAGUGCGGUCCCUGUCCACCGGGAUUCGAUGGUGUCCAUGCCCAUGGCUACUAUGCGGACUAUCUGUCGGUGGAGUAUCGCAAGCAGACUUGCAUGGACAUCGAUGAGUGCCUUUCGGGCUUCUUCCGCUGUCCAGACCACUCCACCUGCAUCAACGAAAUUGGCUCCUACCGAUGCCAGUGCCAUGAGGGCUAUGUAACCAAUGGCACCUACAGCUGCCUGGACCGCUCCUCAGUGGCAGUGUGUCCGGAUGGGAACGUGUGUGACCGGAAUGCCGUGUGCCUCCUGGCAGAUAACCUGCGCUACCAGUGCCGCUGCAAUGUCGGCUGGGCGGGGAACGGGGUGAUCUGUGGACGGGAUAGGGAUCUGGAUGGUUGGCCGGAUAAGUCACUCGAGUGCCCGCAGCUGCACUGCCGGCGGGAUAACUGCCCUGAUCUGCCCAACUCUGGGCAGGAAGACGCCGAUCUGGAUGGGCAUGGUGAUGGCUGUGACGAAGACGCCGACGGGGAUUUGGUGCAGAACAACAAGGACAACUGUCCGCUGACCUACAACACUGAGCAGGUGGACACGGACGGUGACGGUGUGGGCGAUGUGUGCGACAACUGUGUGCAUAGGCACAAUCCUCGGCAGCUGGAUGCCGAUGGAGAUGGGCGGGGCAACGAGUGCGAUGAGGACAGUGAUAACGAUUCCAUACCCAAUGAGGGAGACAAUUGCCCGCUGCAAUCCAAUCCUAAUCAGUCGGAUGUGGACAACGACGGCGUGGGAGAUGUCUGCGACAACUGCCCCACGAUUCCCAAUCCCAUGCAGGAGGAUCGCGACAUGGAUAUGGUGGGCGAUGCUUGCGACAGUGGCAUUGAUGGGGAUGACGAUGGCAUUCAGGAUUCUGAGGACAACUGCCCAAUGGUCAGCAACUCGGACCAGCUGGACACGGAUGGGGAUGGCAAGGGUGAUGCUUGCGACGAUGACAUCGAUGGCGAUGGCAUACCUAAUUACAGGGACAACUGUCCUCUGGCUAGAAACCCAAAGCAGCUGGACUUUAAUGGUAACGGCAAGGGCGACAUCUGCGAGGACGACGAGGAUGACGAUGGAGUGCCGAACAUUCUCGACAAUUGUCCCAAUAACUCCAUGAUCCACCAUACGGAUUUUCGCACACUCCAAACGAUUCCCCUGGAUCCCGACGGUAACUCCCAGCUGGAUCCUAACUGGGUGGUGCAUGCCAACGGCACCGAGAUAGUUCAAACUCUCAACUCGGAUCCGGGUCUAGCUGUGGGAAAUGAUUCCUUCGGCGGCGUUGACUUCGAGGGUACUUUCUAUGUAAACGAUGACACAGAUGACGACUAUGCUGGCUUUGUGUUUAGCUACCAAAGCAACCACAAGUUCUACGUGGUGCAGUGGAAAAAGGGUUCACAGACUUACUGGGAGCCGAAGCCCUUCUAUGCCUCCGCGGAGUCCGGCGUACAGAUCAAGCUGGUGGACAGCUUGACGGGUCCCGGGUCUCGGAUGAGGAACAGCCUGUGGCACGAGGGCGAUACGCCCGGCGAGGCCAAACUACUGUGGAAGGAUCCAAUGAGCAUUGGCUGGAAGGAACGCACCUCCUAUCGCUGGUCUCUGGUCCACCGACCGGUCAUUGGCCUCAUCCGCUUGCAAAUAUUUGAGGGACACCGCCUGCUUAUGGACUCGGGCAACGUCUACGACUCAACGCUGAAGGGCGGACGUCUGGGCGUGUUCUGCUUUUCCCAAGAGAUGAUUAUAUGGUCCAAUCUGCAGUACAAGUGCAACAACCAUGUGGAUGCCCUGAUCUACAGGGAUCUGUCCGAUCACCUAAAGACGAAGGUGGAUCUAAGCAACUGAUGAGCCCCUCUUGCGAGCUUAAAUCCUUCUGCCAUCCAUUUUAACCAAAUUAAUGAUUAAUGCUAGGUUAAGUGAA
Molecule: messenger RNA, 2104 nt
Organism: Drosophila serrata
Lineage: Eukaryota; Metazoa; Arthropoda; Insecta; Diptera; Drosophilidae
Gene: Tsp
Product: Thrombospondin
Biological process (GO): cell adhesion
Cellular component (GO): extracellular region
Molecular function (GO): calcium ion binding
Source: RefSeq, a predicted model, not a curated record